This is a messenger RNA of Sclerotinia trifoliorum, 1739 nucleotides long. The record is from the annotation of a GenBank genome assembly. NCBI's taxonomy places the organism in Eukaryota, Fungi, Ascomycota, Leotiomycetes, Helotiales, Sclerotiniaceae.
UCACAUCAACCUCAUCAACCCUACAUAAACUACUCAGCAAUAAAAACAACAAAGUCCUUCACUAUACUCAAAAACGACCAGACAUCGCAUCAGAGGUCAGAAUAUUUACUUCAACACUUAAAAAUUCCGGGCAUCAAACGUCAUGGCCUUCCAAAGCCUCAAGAUAGAGCAUGGUGCUGGCGAUUUGGAGUAUGAUGCAGAUACUGAGAGCAAGAGACCCUACAAGAACAGAAGAAGAGUACAUCGUGAUUUUACUUUUACAAAUCAGAUCCUAAAGAAAAAUCAUUCCAUGGGACGCGCCACUCCAUCUCCUCGAAAAUCAAACCGGAUUUAUCAUGCAGAGCCUCUUUUCAGCAACCCCGUACAAGAAGAUAUUCACGGUGGUCUAAGAGGACCUGACGGCUCAUUCAACGCUGGAAAUGAUAAUUUGGCUACUCCUGAUUGGACUUCAGACUACGAGGAUGAAGAAAGAAUUGCUUCGUUUAUUAUCCAGAAAAGUAGACAGUCCCCUCUUAAAUCAUAUGCAAUCUAAUCUAACCAAAACCAAAGGAAAUUCAAGUAGCGAUGGCGAAAUUAAACCUUUUCUCCCGAAAAACUUGAUAGUUAAAAUUUUCGAAACCAUGAUCAAGUCACCACGAAAGCCUAAGAACUCAAACACAACUCGAAACUCGAAAUCAAUCUUAUGCACGGCGAUAGAGGGAGAAGAUACCAACUCGGAGCCCAGCACAAAGAAUGCAUUGAGGACUGAUGGAAAAGAGGAAGAGGGUAAAGCAGGCAAAAAUAAUGGCGGCAUGAUUGAUGCCAUUUGCUUCGCUCUUACCUGUCUAAGAUAUUGGAUUAUCUUUCGUGAUCUUUGGUGCUAUCCUAGUACCAACAGGAUCCUCGAUGAGUUUAAAUUAUCUAUGACUCAACAGCUCAUCCUCGCCCCUCUUUUGGAAACAUGGAUCGGCCCAAAUUACCGCCGUUCAAACCUCCUCACUCUUCAUUCAUAUGCGGUAAAAUAUUCAUCUAGGGAUGGAUCGCAGGGGUACAUCAACAUGUUUCUUGCGCGAAAAGCUUACGGGACGGGUCGUAUUAAGAAAAAUACGAGGAAGGAACUUUCUUUGUGGAGAAGAUACAAAGCUCGAUCCCAAAUCUUAGAUUGCAGCGGUCAAUACUUGGAAGAUUUCAUGCCGAGUACUGGUAACAGUGACUGGAAAGCCGAGUUGCCAAAAGUCCAACUAUUAAGUCCUUUUGGAAUGGGCACUACCUGGUAUCUUGCAGCAGCCAAACAGUACAGGGACAUGUUUACGAGUUGGAAGUCCGAAUACUCUGAUCGUUGUCUUCUGGGUACAACCCAUAGCAAUGCUAUGAUUCUAUCUUGGGGAUCAUUCAUGAAGACCUCGAUAUAUCGUUGGGUCAAGAAAUACAAGGCACCAGUCAACCUCAGCCAUCCUUCCGUGACCCAGCUUGUAAUGGAGAAAGCAGAAGUUGUAAGGGAUAUAAUUCAGCUUGAACGGGAUGUUAUUCAAGACUUAGCCAUAGAUGAUGUAUUUCGUUGGGAUGUAUGGGCUUUAUUUCCACAGGAUGAAUUUUCGGCGGAUGAAUAUGGAGAAUAUGAAAUGAGGACUUUGUUUCGUGCAUUUAUGAUGGGAGAUGACUGAAUGUAGAGGAAGGCUUUUGUUCUCACUAAGAAAGUUUAUUAUGCGGCGCCAAAUUAUCAAUGUAUUUCAGGAAUAAUAUUACAAUGUGGACAAUAA